Molecule: messenger RNA, 1101 nt
Organism: Penicillium longicatenatum
Lineage: Eukaryota; Fungi; Ascomycota; Eurotiomycetes; Eurotiales; Aspergillaceae
Product: zinc-dependent alcohol dehydrogenase
Exons: 4
Coding region: 1-1101 (366 amino acids)
Molecular function (GO): oxidoreductase activity
Source: RefSeq, a predicted model, not a curated record
AUGGCUACCCCCGAGAUUCCCCAGAAGCAAAAGGCAGCCAUCUAUGACCAGCCUGGAACUGUGUCGACCAAAGUCGUAGAGAUCGACGUGCCCCAGCCCGGUGCUGGUGAAGUCCUUAUCAAUCUGACUCAUUCCGGCGUCUGUCACUCGGACCUUGGAAUAAUGACAAACACCUGGGUCUUACUACCAGCCCCAACCCAACCAGGCCAAGUAGGCGGCCAUGAAGGCGUAGGUAAAAUCGUCAAGCUAGGCCCGGGCACCGAGUCCAGCGGUUUCAAGAUCGGAGACCGAGUCGGUAUCAAAUGGGUUUCAAGUGCAUGCGGAAACUGCCUCCCCUGCCAAUCAGGCACAGAUGGUCUAUGCUUCAAUCAAAAAGUAUCAGGCUACUACACCCCAGGCACAUUCCAACAAUACGCCCUGGGCCCCGCAAACUACGUAACACCAAUCCCAGACGCCCUUGACUCGGCCGAAGCAGCCCCAAUGCUCUGCGCCGGCGUAACAGUCUACUCAGCUCUCAAACGCAGCAACGCCCGCCCAGGCCAAUGGGUCGUAAUCUCCGGGGCAGGAGGCGGCCUCGGUCACCUGGCAGUGCAACUAGCAAGUAGAGGGAUGGGACUCCGCGUAAUCGGUAUCGAUCACGGCAGCAAAGCAGAGCUUGUCACUGCGUCUGGUGCGGAACAUUUCGUCGAUAUCACGCAGUUUCCCAAGGAUGAUAAGGGUCUGGCAUUGAAGCAACACGUUAAGGGUCUUACGGAUGGAUUGGGGGCUCACGCGGCUGUUGUUUGUACGGCUGCGAAUGCGGCUUAUGCGCAGGCUUUGCCUUUGUUGAGGUUUAAUGGAACACUGGUAUGUGUGGGGAUGCCGGAGCAUGAGCCGCAGCCUAUUGCGACGGCUUUCCCGUACAAUUUUGUUAAUACACAGACUACUGUUACUGGGUCUGCUGUUGGGAGUCGGAAAGAUGCUAUUGAGGUGUUGGAGUUUGCGGCUAGGGGGGUUUUGAAGGUUCAUUAUCGUGUUGAAAAGAUGGAAGCUUUGACCGAUGUUUUCACGGAGAUGAAGGAGGGAAAGUUGCAGGGCAGGGUUGUGUUGGAUUUAUCUUAA